Messenger RNA from Hyposmocoma kahamanoa, 3512 nucleotides. RefSeq names its product nucleolar protein 6 (gene Mat89Ba). The transcript is spliced from 15 exons. Gene Ontology annotation, biological process: tRNA export from nucleus; rRNA processing. The record is from RefSeq and is a predicted model, not a curated record. Gene Ontology annotation, cellular component: small-subunit processome; CURI complex; UTP-C complex. Bases 15 to 3467 code for a protein of 1150 amino acids. Lineage: Eukaryota; Metazoa; Arthropoda; Insecta; Lepidoptera; Cosmopterigidae.
CCAUCGCUCGGCGCAUGGUGCACGUUGUUUACAAUUUUCUAACCUUUCUUUCUUAUAAACUGGUUGUUUUUAAUGUUUUCUGCUGCGAUAUAGUAACAAUGGUGAAAAAGAGGGUAAAAAUUUCCGUUCCUGUGGAUAAGGAAGAAGUAGAAGUCGUUAAUGAGAAUGGAAAACGACCCAAUGAUGAUGAAAAUAAAGCAGAUACCAAACGACUUAAAACCAAGAGCUGGUUCAGACAGCCGACUGUAAAUGAACUCAACAGGCUACAGGAGACGGAGAAUUUAUUCAACUCCAACUUAUUCAGGUUGCAAGUCGAAGAAGUUCUCCAAGAAGUAAGAGUAAAGGAAAAGACUGAAAAAAAGUUUCAACAGUGGUUUACAACUUUCAAAGACCACUUAACCUCCAUUUGUGAUGAUGAUACAGAGUACGAUUUAAUAGAACAGACACUAGCAAAGAAAUUAAAAGUUAAAAUACCUAUUAACUGUGAAACAAACAAAACAAAAUGUGUAUUCAAGUUUCAUAAGUUCAAAGAUGUAGAAGUUAGUGGCUCUUAUGCAUUAGGCUGCAGUAUAAACUCUAAACUCAAAGUAGAUGUACAAAUUACUGUUCCAGCGGAAACAUACACAAAAAAUGAUUCUACAAACUAUCGUUAUCAUAGAAAACGUGCAGCAUACUUGGCAUACAUUGCUUCUCAUUUAACAAAGCUGGAAACAAUUCAAGAAGUUAACUACACUUGGGUACAUGGUAGCGAUACAAAACCAGUUAUUGAUAUCAUACCUAUAGAAAAGCUUGCAAAUCAUUUCACAGUUCGUAUUAAUUUAGUUUGUGAAGCAGAAGCCUAUAAACUACAUAGAUUUAGUCCACAACGUAACAACUUGAGAGAGGCUUGGUUAUUUAACAAAGAGACACAGGAAAACAGCUCUGAAGUCGGCCCUCCAACCCCAAUUUAUAAUAGCAGUGUUUUAUCAGACUUAACGGCGUCUGCAAAUGACAAAUUUUUAACAGAUAUACUGUUAAAAAGUGAUAAUUUAAAGCAAGCUAUAGUGCUUCUCAAAAUUUGGUUAAGACAGAGAGGGUUGCAGGUGUCUGGACAUGUAGUCAGCAUGUUUGUGGCGUAUCUGGUUCAGACAAAGAGGAUUAACAAUAUCAUGAGCAGUUAUCAGAUUGUGAGGAAUGUCUGGAUUGCUUGGAAAACCUCUGAAUGGGAUACAAAAGGCAUAUCACUUCACAAAGGUGAUGAUUCACCUCCCAUUCAAGCAUUCCAAGAACACUUUUCCAUUGUAUUUCUUGAUACAACAGGCUACUACAAUCUCUGCUACCAAAUGUGCAAAGGAACUUACUUAGCGUUAAAGAGAGAGUGUGUUCUCGCUGUUGAGAUGCUUGAUAAUACUUCCAUAAAUGCUUUUAUACCACUAUUCAUGGUGCCCGUGAAACCGUUGCUGCAGUUUGACCAUAUUUUGAAGUUAAAAAAUCUUUCAAAAGUGAAAGAAGCCGUUUUAAAAAGAGCUUCCAAAGAAAGCCGAGUUAACUAUGGUGUGAAUCAACUGGCUCUAGUUACUGAUACAUUAUAUUCUUUGCUGAGCAAAGGUUUAGGAAACAGAGUAGAUCUGAUAUUACAAAUGGUUGAUGCUGACUUCACUUGGCCUGUAAAGAAAGUGCCUGAAAAAUGCAGAAAAGAUGGCCAAGAGGAAAGUGUAUCGUUCGGAUUCAUAUUGAAUCCCGAAAAUGCGAUCAACAUUGUGGAGAAAGGACCUCCUGCGAAUUUUCCUGAGGCAGAAGAAUUUAGAUUGUUCUGGGGAGACAAGUCAGAACUUCGUCGGUUUCAAGACGGCUCUAUCACGGAGACUUGUGUGUGGGACGCCGAUACUCUCGCCGAGAGACGCAGCAUUACUAAACAGAUUAUUAAUUAUCUUAUGAAGAUGAAGUAUGGCAUAAUCCCGUCAGACGUACAUCACGUCUGCGACCAGCUGGACAGUGUAACCGCUCGCAAACAGUAUUGCGCGUUCAGUGAGGAGAGCUCCGUGGAGGCCCUGCGCGCCUUCGACGAGCUGCGUCGCGACUUGCGUGCGCUUACGCAGCUGCCGCUGGACGUCAGCGCCGUCUAUGGAGUAUCUCCCGUGUUCAGCUAUUGUGACCCGCUUCCGCCGCUCCCCCACGCGCCGAUCCCGAAGCCGUGGCAACGCGGCAGCGCCUGCUUGAUCAAAGACAUCACUCGACAAGACGGAACUGUUGUUGUUCCCGAGUAUACCCCCGUGUCUAAAGCUAUUGUUGAGUUGGGCCACAGCGGCAAAUGGCCGGGCGACAUCGAGGCGUUCCGUUGCCUCAAAGCUGCGUUCCAUCUCCAAGUAGCUGACAGACUUACGAAACAGUACAGCCUACCAGCGCAGGCUUAUCCCACACAUGUCGACGUAUUGAAAAACGGAUUAGUAUUCAGACUUGAGAUCGCGCAUCCGAAAGAGAUAACUCUACUCCGGAGAGAGAUGGAAAAAGGAGUUGUAAAGUACAGGGAGAGCGAAGAGAGCAUACAGCUGCAGUGCGAUACCGUGCUGUUGCCGAGGUUAAGAGGAGCGUUGCAUGGUUUACACGAAAAGUACCCGGCCUUCGGACCCACGACGUGCCUACUGAAACGCUGGCUAGCCUCACACCUCCUGUCUCCUCCCCACUUCCCGCCGGUCGUGGUCGAGUUGCUGUCGGCUGCCGUGUUCCUUCGCCCCGCGCCCCUGGAGCCGCCCGCGCAGCCCUUCGUGGGACUACUCCGAGUGUGGAAGCUGUUGGCUGACACGGACUGGGUCAGGGAAAUGUUGCUCCUCGACUUCAACCAGGACAUGACACGUGAAGAAAUAACAGAACUGGAGCGAAAAUUCAACGAACGCGAAGAGAAGACCCCGUACAUGUACAUAGUGACUUCGUACGACGGCGACCUACCUAGCGUAUGGAGCGCGACUGCACCGACGGAACAGGUCGUCUGCCGAGCACGAGUCUUAGCUCGAAGCGCGUUGGACUACAUGGAGAAGGCGCUGAUGAAAGAUUUCAAAGACAACGUACUGGCCGCGUUCGUGCCCUCCUUGACAGGCUAUGACGUCAUCAUUCACCUCCAGCCGCACCUCGUGCCGUAUUCGUCGGAGCGCGUGGACAAGCGGCCUUCGCCCAAAGCGCUGCCAGACACGGUCGUCGAACAAGUGGUACCACCUGUCGAGUUCCAUGUUGUUCACAAGUAUUUAGAAGAAUUGCGGAGCGCGUACAGCGACUUCGCCUUGUUUUUCCACGACUGCUUUGGCGGAGAGGUGAUCGCUGUGCUCUGGAAGCCGGAUAUUGACGACUCCAGAGAGUUUCAGCUAACAAACGCCAACGCUCUUCAACCAAUCAAAACCAAAGGCGAAAUUGCGUACAAAAUCAACAAGCCAGCUCUGGUCGAGGACUUCCGAAUACUAGGCGCCGGUCUCGUAAGAGACAUCACUGUUACGUAGUAUUAGUUACUUGUAACUGUUACUAUAAGUAAUUGUUGUAAUAAA